Molecule: messenger RNA, 442 nt
Organism: Solanum stenotomum
Lineage: Eukaryota; Viridiplantae; Streptophyta; Magnoliopsida; Solanales; Solanaceae
Exons: 2
Coding region: 108-353 (81 amino acids)
Source: RefSeq, a predicted model, not a curated record
CUUAUAAUAAUAAUAAUGACAAAGAACUCAUCCAAAUUAUAUAUUUGGUGUGACCAAAAAACAUAAACAAGCUCUUAAAACUGUUUUUUGUUUUCAGAAAGAAAUAUAUGGCAAAUAUUUCUACUUGCUCCCUUCUCGUUGCUGCUGUUUUUCUAGUUGGAAUGAUGAUCCCAUCAGAAAUAUUAGGAGAAACAUGCUACCAAAUACACCCAGAAAUAUUGUGUGAUGAAGGCAAAGUUGAACCGGAAUGUUUACCUUUCUGCAAUAACAAAUUUGGACCCUCUGCUGGUGGCCAAUGCAUUGAGCAAAUUGGCUUUAAUGGCCCUUUUUGUGCAUGUGAAUAUCCUUGCUAAUCGAUCUCUUUACUUUCAAAUUUAUCAAUAAAGUGCAGUUACAAUAUUACUUAUGUAGUUUUUGUUAUAAAUUAGAUGAUGUUAAGUUU